Molecule: messenger RNA, 446 nt
Organism: Nomascus leucogenys (northern white-cheeked gibbon)
Lineage: Eukaryota; Metazoa; Chordata; Mammalia; Primates; Hylobatidae
Product: GON-4-like protein
Exons: 2
Coding region: 132-446 (104 amino acids)
Source: RefSeq, a predicted model, not a curated record
CAGACAAUCUUACAGAAGGAAGAAGAGAGGAUUCAGCCAACUAAAACCCCUUCAUCUUCUCAAGCACCCCCAAUGAAGGAAACUUGGGGGGAGAUGAGAGCAAAGGAUCACCAAAUAAUGCUUCAUCCUCCAUGAAUCCUGAAGUGAGGCUUAGUAGCCCUCCAGGGAAGCCCAAAGACUCAUCCAGUGUUGAUGAUCAGUCAGUGGGGACCCCAGUUGGGCCAGAAACUGGAGGAGAGAAAGAUGGACCAGAAGAAGAGGAAGAAGAGGACUUUGAUGACCUCACCCAAAAUGAGGAAAAUGAAAUGUCAUCAGCUUCUGAGGAUUGUCUGUCCCAGAACUCCAGGUUUCCCACCGUUUUCGAGAACUCAUGCAGCUCUUCCACACUGCCUGUGAAGCCAGCUCUGAGGAUGAACCAGUACCAGCAAUGCAGACCAGCUGUCUGA